Blastomyces gilchristii SLH14081 is the source of this 4878-nucleotide messenger RNA. Its product is annotated as Sec7 domain-containing protein. Bases 1 to 4878 code for a protein of 1625 amino acids. The transcript has 6 exons. NCBI's taxonomy places the organism in Eukaryota, Fungi, Ascomycota, Eurotiomycetes, Onygenales, Ajellomycetaceae. Gene Ontology annotation, biological process: regulation of ARF protein signal transduction. The record is from RefSeq and is a predicted model, not a curated record. Gene Ontology annotation, molecular function: guanyl-nucleotide exchange factor activity.
AUGACCAUUGCAGUCGAGAAGCUUGAUGAUCACGAUUCCCCUGAUAUAUUAGGCCCUUCCACAUCUAGCUCGGUGGCUCAAAAUGCCCCAACCCCUACACCGGAUUCGUACCAGAGUGGCAACAUGAACGGACGCAGCACCAUACCAAUAGCGGUAAAUCCCGUCGAAUUGGUGACGACAGAAUGUAUCACCGUCACAUCCUCGAUGCGAAAGCAUUCAAGAUGGGCUCAUUCAUCUGUUGCGGCUAUCCUGGGUGGAGGUGGUGCGUCGCGUUCGUAUGAACGCGAGUUUUCAGUCCCGUCCAACUUAUCCCUUGAGGGGAAAUCCCCGCCGAAAAUCGCCCCAACGAAAUGUGGAGCUAUGGGGGUGGGGGGAGAACAUGCACUCGCGAGUAGAUGGGGUCUUAGGGGAAAGAAAGGAAAGAGCUUGCAAGACAAUCCGCUGAUGUCUGCUUUUACGCGGCUACGUAUCGACUUAAAAGACUGUAAAGAUAUUCGUGAUUUUGAUACCCCGGCGCUUCUACAUCCAUUUCUUCAGGUUAUACGCUCAUCGUCGACAUCCGCUCCCAUUACAUCCCUCGCAUUGAUCUCAAUAACGAAAUUCUUUGCUUACAAUAUCAUCAACCGGGAUUCUCCACGUCUCUCCAUGGCCCUUCAGCUUUUGUCAGCCGCUAUCACGCAUUGCCGAUUUGAAGCCACUGACUCUGCUGCCGAUGAAAUUGUUCUGCUUCGAAUCCUCAAGCUCAUGGAGGGCAUGCUCUCCAGGCCUGAAGGCCAACUUCUGGGAGACGAAAGUGUUUGCGAAAUGAUGGAAACAGGACUGAGCAUGUGUUGUCAAGUUCGACUAUCGGAAGUCCUUCGCCAUUCUGCCGAAAUGUCUAUGAUAAAUAUGUGCCAGGUCAUCUUCCAGCGCCUCUCCCAACUGGACGUCGAUGAUAUGCCGGAUCUCAAUUCGUUGCAAGAAGAGAGCGCGCAUCAAGAUUCUGGGAACUUCAAGAUGGAUCCCUCAGUGGAUGGCGAUACCGUUACAUCACAACAUCCUUCAAGUCUAGGCAUGGAUACGUCUACCCCAGAAAAGGAUCGUACCAGCGGUGAAGACGAUUCAGAAGCCACCGUCAAUGGUGACACAUCUGCCAAUCAGCCCGCGCCACAUGAAGACAUGUUCCCCGAAGUCAAACCGUAUUCUCUACCUUCAAUUCGAGAACUUUUCCGUGUCCUUAUUGACUUAUUAGAUCCACAUAACCGCCAACACACUGACACAAUGCGAGUUAUGUCACUAAGGAUAAUCGAUGUUGCCCUUGAGGUCGCAGGGCCUUCGAUUUCUCGUCACCCAAGCCUUGCACAACUUGCGAGAGAUGACUUGUGUCGCCAUCUAUUCCAGCUAGUAAGGUCUGAAAAUAUGACCUUGUUAAACGGAUCUCUUCGAGUUGCGGGUACGCUACUCUCUACCUGUCGCAGUGUCUUGAAAUUGCAGCAAGAGCUUUUCCUCUCUUAUCUAGUCGCGUGUUUGCAUCCAAGAGUAGAAAUACCACGGGAACCGGGCAUCGACCCAAGCCUCUAUUCAGGCGUCCCCCAGUCACCGAAAUUGGUGAAGCCCUCGCCGUCGCAAGCCAGCAGUGGUCGUUCAACUCCAGUUCCUGUCAAAGACCGCCAAAAGCUGGGCAUGGAAGGCGGAUCUCGGAAGCCUGAAGCCCGAGAAGCGAUGGUGGAAAGCAUAGGAGCAUUAACACGGAUUCCCAACUUCAUGGCUGAGCUAUUCGUGAAUUAUGACUGUGAAGUCGAUCGCGCUGACCUUUGUGAAGAUAUGGUUGGACUUCUAUCCCGUAACGCAUUUCCUGACUCCGCAACAUGGAGUACUACAAACGUGCCUCCACUAUGUCUUGACGCCCUCUUGGGAUACGUGCAAUUUAUUGCCGAAAGGCUAGACCAGCCUCCUAAUUACGACAAUCUUCCAGACCCUGCACGCCUGAGAAGUCAGCGGCAACGGAAAAAGAUCAUUAUCCAAGGUGCUGCGAAAUUUAAUGAGGACCCUAAGGCGGGAAUUACACACCUCGCCUCGCACGGAAUCAUAGAUGACCCACAUGACCCUCAUCUUGUUGCAAGUUUUCUCAAAGGAACAAGCCGAAUAUCCAAAAAAGUCUUAGGAGAAUUUAUUUCGAAAAGAUCUAACGAAACUCUCCUUGACGAGUUCAUUGGUCUUCUCGACUUCAACGGCAAACGAGUAGAUGAAGCGCUGCGGGAUCUCCUUGGUUCAUUCCGUCUGCCUGGCGAGGCCCCUCUUAUUACCAGGAUUUUAACGGUAUUCUCGGACAAGUAUAUCACCAAAGUAGGACCCAGUGGAGUGGCGGAUAAAGAUUCACUAUUCGUCUUGACGUACGCCAUCAUCAUGCUAAACACGAACUUAUACAAUCGCAAUGUCAAGCCCCAGGAUCGCAUGUCGUUUGAGGGUUUUGUAAAGAAUCUGCGGGGAGUCAACGGUGGGAAUGAUUUCGACAUUGAUUUCCUUCAAGACAUCUACACUUCUAUCCAACAUAACGAAAUUAUAUUACCCGACGAGCACGAAAAUAAGCACGCAUUUGAUUAUGCUUGGAAAGAGCUGCUCAUGAAGACCGUGGACGCUGGGGAAUUGGCUGUCUUCGACUCCAACGUAUUUGACGCUGAAAUGUUCGAGGCAACUUGGCGGCCAGUGGUGGCAACUCUUUCCUAUGUUUUCAUGUCUGCCUCGGACGACGCAGUCUUCUCUAGAGUCGUCAUCGGUUUUGACCAAUGUGCCAAGAUCGCUGCUAGAUACAAUCUGACAGAAGCAUUGGAUCGCAUCAUCUACUGUCUUAGCUCCAUUAGCACCCUUGCUCCAGAUGUACCACCCAAUACGACUCUCAACACCGAAGUUCAAGCCGGUAAAAAGAGUGUGAUGGUCAGCGAGCUUGCAGUCAAACUAGGCAGGGAUUUCAGGGCACAGCUGGCAACUGUCGUGUUGUUUAGAGUCCUGACGGGAAAUGAAGCCAUCGUUCGAGAGGGGUGGACACACAUUAUCCAAAUAUUUCACAACUUGUUCAUAAACUCGCUCAUUCCUCAGUUCGAGAGUAUGAAGCCGAGGCUGGAUAUCCCUCCAAUUCCGCUCCAACCCCCGUCGCAAAUUAUCGACCGAGAUGGAAGAGGUAACGACAGCGGACUACUUUCGGCCUUCACAUCAUAUCUCUCAAGUUAUGCUGCGGAUGAUCCCCCUGAACCUUCUGAUGAAGAGCUUGAAAACACUCUGUGCACAGUGGACUGCGUCAAUGCUUGCUCCAUUCCAGAGGUUCUUUCCAAUAUAAGCUUAAUGCCCGUGGAAUCUAUUGUUUCCUUAGUCAACGCUUUGCUGUCAGAUCUUCCGGACACAACCCCAGCAGUUAUUGUUGUCAAGCCUGAAAGGCCUCCGCCCAAUAUGUCUCGGCCACCCAAUAGAAAAGCCGACCCUAAUCAACCAAGCUACGACCCUGGAAUGAUAUACAUACUUGAAUUGGCAACAAUUCUGACCCUUAGAGAUCAAGAUACUAUCCGUGAGUUGGGUGAAAGCCUCGCUGGCGCCUUACAAAAUAUCGUUCGAGACUUCAAGGGCUUCCAUUCUCUUGCAGUUUCUCGAACCAUAUCAUACCUUCUAAAUCUCCUUUGCCAUGCCUAUGAACACUCCUUUAUGCGCGCGCCGGUUGUCCUUCAUGCCAUCUCUGCCUUCGAUCAAGAUACGAUAGACGAUUCAGCCAUUAACAUCAUCAAAGGACUUUCCUUCUGUAUCACCAGUGCUGCUCCUCUCAAAAGCGAAAUUACAAAGUCCCCAGAUUUCUGGUCGAUAUUGCAGCGGUUACAUCGACAUCAGGAAGCCGCUCCUAUGGUUUUCGACCUUCUUCAACAUAUUGUAAACUUCACUCCGCCCGUGAUUUCAGCCGACAACUACGAGUCUUGCGUAAGCCUUGCCAAUGAUUUUGCGAGCGCAGGGAGCCUUGCUGCUGUGCCUGACUCAAGGAGGACUCCUUCAGGACGACGAUCCAAGCUAGUGAAGCCCCCUAAAGCCCAGGAUAAUCCGUUGGUGCAACGUGGAAUUAAAGCAAUCGGCCUUAUAUACCACUUGGCAGGACGAGUACCGGAUCUCAUUCAACAGUCUCAUCUAGAACGGAACGAAGCAUGGGCCGCAUACUGGUCACCAAUAUUCAACGCACUGACCACACAGUGCCUCAAUCCUUGCCGUGAUGUUCGACACCAAGCCAUAUCGGCACUGCAACGAUCCCUGUUGUCACCUGAACUUGCAUCGACGGAUCAUACAGAGUGGAUCGCGAUUUUUGGAGAAGUAUUAUUCCCACUAAUCUUACGACUCCUCAAACCUGAGGUGUACCAAUCAGACUCGGUCGGAAUGAGCGAAACUCGAGUUCAAGCAGCAACCCUCGUGUGCAAAAUUUUCCUUCAUUACCUUGUCCUACUUUCGGAAUGGGAUGGGAUGUUGGAUCUAUGGCUGAAGAUCUUGGAUAUUUUGGACCGCAUGAUGAAUAGUGGUCAGGGAGAUAGUCUUGAGGAAGCAGUACCUGAAAGCUUGAAGAAUAUACUCCUUGUAAUGGCAGAUGGGGGUUAUCUAGCUCCACCUGCGGAAGACCCUACAAAAGAAAGGAUUUGGGUCGAGACGCAGAAGCGCCUAGAUCGGUUUCUUCCUCACCUCUUUGCUGAGAUAUUCCUUUUCAAACCCGAAGAACAACAUCCUCCUCCAUCACCAGUACCACAGCAGCCAUUCCCUUCAAACACCCCUGUUCAACCCCAGCCCCAACCUUGCCCCGAACAAAGCCAUGAACACCCCAACGCCAAUGAAGCAGUAGCCAAGGCCGAUGUUGUGGACGACGAUAAUACUCUCGACUAA